This is a messenger RNA of Petromyzon marinus (sea lamprey), 4393 nucleotides long. It is a transcript of the gene FAABTP, whose product is annotated as transmembrane protein 19. The record is from RefSeq and is a predicted model, not a curated record. NCBI's taxonomy places the organism in Eukaryota, Metazoa, Chordata, Hyperoartia, Petromyzontiformes, Petromyzontidae. Gene Ontology annotation, cellular component: membrane.
CGCAUCCGGACUGCGGAUUGAAACUAAAUGCGUCUCUCGGGCUGGCGCGUUGAAAUGGCCGCGAGGAGACUCGGGCGGGUUUGUUCGCGGCCGCCGCGCCGCCCGUCGACAUGGACAGCUUCGUCGCCGUGAGAUUGUCGGGCGAAAGUUCCUCUCUGCAUGCGACGCAUCGUUUUGAGCUCAAGAGCGCAUGGUUGCUGCAUCAGGAGACGUGGAUCGAGCUGUUGAUCAUGAUGUUUAACGUGGUCAUCUUGUGCUCCCUCAUCUCCAUAUCCCUCACCUUCUGGGUUUUCUCACUCAUGCUCAACUAUCACUAUGGAACUUUGACUGUGUCUCCCUGGCGCUGGUUGCUGUCUGUGGUCAUCCCAUUAUUCAUCACUUACCGAGGGCUGCAAAAGAAAAGUCUGGAUCGAAGCGGGGCCAUGGCAGCACUGAUUGUCGGGUUUGUGUUAACAUCUUCAAACUACUGCUUCUUUGCAUCAAUGCUGGUGUUUUAUAUGACCUCCUCAUGGCUCACUAAGUGGAAGGGUGAGAUAAAGAAACGGCUGGAUCCUGAGUAUAGAGAAGGCGGACAGCGCAACUGGGUUCAGGUGUUCUGCAACGGCGGCGUUCCCACCGAACUGGCGCUGCUUUAUGUGAUCGAGGUGGGGCCCGGGCAGCUGCCCAUUGACUUCUCGUCGCACUACUCUGCCUCGUGGCUCUGCCUGGCACUCCUGGGGGCCCUCGCGUGCAGCUGCGGCGAUACGUGGGCCUCCGAAGUGGGGCCGAUUCUGGCUCGCUCGUCGCCGCGCCUUGUCACCACGGGCUGCAAGGUGCCCCCUGGCACCAACGGCGGUGUGACAGUGGUGGGGCUGCUCGCCAGCCUGUGCGGUGGACUGUUGGUGGGGCUUGCCUUCUUUGUGACGCUCUCUGCCUUGAGCUCGCGGGAGCUCGACCGCGUGCCCUCCCAGUGGCCGCUCAUCGUGUACGGUGGUGUGGCCGGUCUCCUGGGAUCCCUGAUCGACUCGUAUCUCGGUGCCUCCAUGCAGUACUCAGGAUACGAUGAGCACCGCGGUGUCGUGGUCAAUGUGCCGUCAACACAAACCAAGCACAUCUCUGGAAGGCCAAUCUUGGACAACAAUGGUGUGAACCUCAUUUCUGCUGUUAUAGUUGCUGUCAUGUUCCCAGGAUUUGCGUGGGCAUUCUGGCCCCGUCGCUAAACUAUCCGUUGGCGUGACGAACACUUGAAGGACCGUAACGGUGCGAGGGGUAUGCAGUCAGCAGGAUGAAGAUGCUUACAAAAUAGCUGCACCAACCUAUUGCUAGUCAAUUAAAAUGUGUACCAAUCGCAUUGUGAUUUUGUGUUAGAAGUCUCGAUGAUUUGUACCUUGCAUAUCUUAGUACAAUUCUAAGUCAAGUUUGUGGCCUUUGCCAGUGGUUGACUACCCGUUGUACCAAGUCAAACCAUUUGGUUAUAGAUACUCUCAAGUAGAGAGGGGUGGAUUAACAGACAUUUAAAGUGAAUUUGGCAUAAAUAAGUAACUGCAUUUGCAGGAUUGGUUGUAAAAAAUAUUGAAUUGGAAGCCAAUGGAACUGCUCACACUAUAUAGAGUUUCAAUUAUAUGCUUUAGUGUCAAUGUACCUGUUAUAUUAUAAGCAUAUACUGAUGGAGUAUUGAAAUACUCCUGAUACAUGGUAGGUGCAGCUUUUUAAAGCUUAUGUUUUUCAACAUUGCAAAUGCCCCUUACAAUACCAUUUUUUUAGGGAUCUGUAAUGUUUUGCCUAAUAAUAACUAAUAAUUCCAUUUAUAUGGUGCUUUUCAGCAGCGUGGUACCGACAGAUUUCCCUCCAGAGCUGACAUGACCUUGUGUGUGAUUUAUCUUUUUUAAAGACCACUCUGUCAACUUCAGUUUUCACUACAGUACGCAUGUCAGCAUUUGGACCUAAAUUCUUUAUGACAAAAAAAACCUUAGUCAACAAUAAAUUGGUGUCUUUACAGCAGCUCAGCCACACUAUUCCAGAGACAACUUGCGAUUUGAAUUAAGGUAGAUGCCACUUUAUAUUUAUACAUUUUUCACAGCAUACAAUUGGGAACAUGUUUUCCUUUGUUUUCGUAUAGUGAUGUGGAAAUUCUGAAACGUUAUCAUGGCUUAAUAUUUCCUGGAGGGCCAUUUCUUGUACAUUACACAUCAGCUGAUUGUAAAUGGCCAUUGCCAGGUAUGGUUCUUACGCGUGAAUCUCAUGCAUGGCAGAUGGGCCAGUUCCGACCGCAAGCCAUUGUAGGUUACUUUUUUCUAACUGCUGCCUCCGAAACACCUCUCCUCCGAUUCGCACUCCAUGGUGUACGGCACUUAAUGAUUUCCUUACCAACUUACCAUUCCAUUUUAAGUGAGGCAAAUGUCAUCUACCACUGCCACCUCUAACACUUUUUGCAUUUACUUAGUUUUACUGCAUGUAUCCUUGACCUUAAAAAAAUAAUAAGGCCAUGGUCGUGCAGCUAUUUGGUAAAUAUUUUGAGUGAGCCAUCUCUUUGCAGAAUAGCUUGUAUAGGAGAAAGUCAAGCUUGGGGAACAAGGUCUGUACAAUACUGAGGAUGUUGGCCGCUGUUAGAUAUCCUUGAGUUGUUGGUGAUUGGUUACGGAGCUCUGGGAGGGCUUUAAGACUUAGGUCUGAAUCUAAAGUAAUUCAUGUAAUUUAUCACGAAACUAUUAUGAUUGAUGGGGGCAGAAAUAUCUGUUUUCACGUAUAAAUGCAGUUGACAUAUCUAAACAAUAUUGACGAGGUAUAGAGGGAACAGCAAUGUCGUAUAUAUAUAUUCCUCGUUGAACACUAAUUCUUACCUAUUUGGCCUUGACAAUCUAACUGAUUUUUUUCCCUCCAGUAGUAAAGAUGCUUUAUCUUUCAUCUCAGUGAUACAUUUGCUUUAGCUCUUGCGUGUAAUCCGAAUUUCUCACGGAACUUAAGUUCUUCCCAUGAGUGCCACCAUUCACAACGUGGAUAAAAUAACGGACAGCCCUUUGCCAAUCCACUGCUGAAUGAUGAAGGCCUUCUGCCGUCCGGUCGCCGGGUUAAUGCUGCAGUGCGCCAAUCGCCGCCGCUGCUCCCCAUGGCUAAAAUAAGUUCAUGGCAACCGCAGAAUAUUGUUAUUGAGUAGCAAAGUGUUUAUAUUGAAGUCGAGUUAAUUUUGCUUUGGGUGCACAGGAAAGGAUGUUAUUUCUCUCUUCGUGUGCAUUAAAUAGAGUUGCUGCAUUUGCAGCAAGUAAAUAUAUGAAAGUGUUUAUCAAAAAUUGCUGUUUAAACAGUUAGGCAAUACGUUUCUUUGGACUUUGAGUCUGGUUUGCACAUUGAUAUAAAGUUGUUUUAAUAUACUUGAAUUGCAUUUACAUGCACUAUGCAGAAAUGCAAUAGUUUUUUUGUACUUGGAUUUACACAUUAUUGCAAAUGUUAUUUGGUAGAGACCAACAUAAUUCCUAUUUUCAGGCUUAAUCACAGUUUUUUUUUAGGCUUGCUCAAAAUUACGUUGAUUAUCGUCAGGGCAUUAUCAUCGAAUGCCUUGCAGGGUUUCCCUGAGGGAGUAUGCAUGGUGCGUCGUGGACUGCUAGAGGUGCAUUUUAUUGAGCGACCGGGGCCCCCUUGUGCUUUUCAGGGCAUGGCAAAGGCCGACAAUGCAUAUAGAAGAUAAUUGUCAUUUUCUCUUGAAAACGUAUUCCUCACGACAAUAAAGGGGCAUUUUCUUCUGAAUCAAAUGAUGUUGGUUAGAGUUCACUUGCUUGACCUUGUUCUCUUAGUUGGAACCUCUCCCGGCAUACUUUCUUUGUUUCAUGCAUUAGGCCGCAUUCUUGUUAACCAUUUGAAGUGAUUUUUUUUUCCCAUAUUGCAUAUGGCUGGGAUUUAAAUCGUUUUGAAUGGGGAAAAAAUUAUUGGGGCACAAUGUGACCGUUAAAGAUUAAUCUUAUCAAGCUCUACAAAGUACACCGCGCCUCUUGUUCAUGCCGUGGCUGAUGCAUAUUACAGUCUACCAGUGUCGUAACGAGGCUGUAACCGUUUCUUUUUGCACUCUGCUGCACAUACACACGGUGCGUUCACUUAAUCUUGAACUGGGUCAUGCACCAAAUUUUGAGCACGUUGUGCCCCAUACCGAUUUCAAAUGUUUUUUUUUAUUUGUUCACAAGAGGAUUGUGCACGGUCUCACUUUUUUAUGCUUGUGUGCAUUUGCUCAAAGCCAUAUUAUUAAACGUUGGACUUGUUUUAUUUGGCCACAUGGAUGCAGAAACCACGCACAUUGAUUUUACAGUUGCUUGUCAAUCUUAAGUAAAUAUGCUUUUACGUAAAAACUGGAGACGGCUACUUCGAUGAAUGUCUUGACGAAAAAUGUUAUGUUUGAAUAAAAAUAAACUGCACUGAUUAAAAAAAA